Messenger RNA from Hyla sarda, 2598 nucleotides. RefSeq lists its product as uncharacterized. NCBI's taxonomy places the organism in Eukaryota, Metazoa, Chordata, Amphibia, Anura, Hylidae. Bases 517 to 1776 code for a protein of 419 amino acids. The transcript is spliced from 6 exons. The record is from RefSeq and is a predicted model, not a curated record.
GUUGUUAAGACAUCCUUACUUAAAAACUACAAUAUACAGGGUUACUGGUAACAAUAUAGAAUAUUGAUCUAAAAAUCUGUUCCCUGUGAACUUGAUGAACUUCACUAUUCCUCAAUCCAUUAAUAUUAGCUGCCUUGGCUGGACCCGCAUGUUUAUGUCGAGUGUACCGCAGACCUGGCUACUAAAGUUCCCAACACAACUCAAUCAUCCUGGUGGGGAGGUCCUGGAGGCCCAGCUCUAUCUCCUCAAUCAGAGAAAAAAUUGGAGAAUUUCACUAACACAUCUGGAAGGAAAAAUGAGAAGUUUUCUGGUACACACUCAGGCAUCCAGAUCCAAGACAAUGAUCACCAGUCCUCUACCCAGACUGAAAAUUUGGAGCAAGAUAAGGAUUCCUUGAACCAGAAGAUCACUGAGCUCCUGGAUCAUCUUGUACGGGCACAAAGCACUAUUUGUGCUCUGGAAAAACUUAAUGUAUCCUCCAUUCUUCGUCAUUUACCUGCUGAUGUGUUAAAAUCCAUGAAAAACUCCCACCAAGGUGCUGGCAAUAAAACAGAAGGGUUACCUGACUGCAAAUCAUCACGCUCCAUCUCUCUACAAACUAGUUCUGUAGACAUUUGUAGUGGUGAUCCAAAAUCUAACAGAGAGGAAGGCAAAGAAGAUGGGACCCCUGCACCACGCCUGACUGCUUUUACUCCAUGGAGUCCUAGGAGGCAAAAGUCAUUCCUUGCUCUUCAUACCCUGUACAACUCCACCGAAAGCGAGUGCAGCUUAGAAGAUAUGCUACCUCCUUGUAAUCUGCUGUCUCCACGUUUUCCUAACCUUGGGGAAAGCUUUUCAGACGACUGGAAAGAUGAUAGAAACUCAGAUAACUGUGAUGCCAAAACUGAACAAAAAUUACCUGGGGCCUUAAAGCCUUCACCAUCUCUUCCAAGCCUUCUUCCCACUCAUCGCAUUCCACAACAAAACCAUUGUGUCAGUAGUUCUGAGAGCUCUGGAGAGGAUACACUCAUUAACUGGGUUGACAUGAGGUCUCAGGAUCCAGCACUAGAUUACAUGUCUGCACAAAAGAUACUGGAUACACUUUUGGGAUUGACCACACCUUUGGAUAGAUUUGCCAUUUCAAAGCCUCAAAAUUUAGUUGACUUUUCCUCAAAGAUUGAAGGACAUAUAAUGAGAAGUGAUAUUCAAUUUUCAAACAAUCCAAAAGGAAAUCCUCCAACAAAUGAUUUUAAAAAUAUUUCGUAUGCAGCAUCAAACCAGAAUGAUCUACACAACUACACAGAUAGAUGUUCUAAACUGGACAAUUUUGUCUGCAGCCAUUACAAUCCUUUGUACAGUCCAAAUGACGAUUUAACCCGAAAACUGCAGUCUACAGAAUACAUAACUCCUCCACUUCUGGCAAAAAGAUCUUCAUUUUCAGGAAAUUUUACAGACACUCAUUCUCUCCUUAAUCCUGUGGCAGAGGUUGGUUUUCGACCAUUGGGGAAAACUGAAGGUACAGCCACACAUAAAUCAAUACCACCAAGUUCUUUAUCCAUGCAUGAUCGUCCAAACGAUCCCCCUGCCCAUUCCCCCUGUAUUCCAUUUGUACUAAGAAGUCCAUCAGGUAGUGAAUCUAUUGUGGGAACCUGGGAAGGCCAACAGAAAAGUCAAGAAGGUGGAAGAGAAAAGAAGACUAAAAAAGAAAGAACGGUCACUUUUGACACAAAGUUUAUGCCCAACAAGUUUGAAGAUCAUGGCCAAGGAGACUCAGCUUUGGAUUCUACCUUGCUUUAAGAAGUCUGUUGAUUUGCAGUCCUUUUGAUUGCUGCUUGGUAGUUUUGAAAUCUUGUCUUUUUAUGGAACCGCAACAUGUCAGAGACUGUAUAAUGGACACUGACCAUCUAUUUGGCUUGAUUAAAAGUUCUGAUACUAUUGAGAAUUGACUGUACAAAGGCCAUGCCCAUAUACAUUAUUGUGAAAAAAUGAUUACAACUUUGUGCAAUAUGCUGGCCAUCAAAAAAAGCUAUUGAAACUCUACAGAAUGGAUUGCAAAGUAAUGACAAUACAGUCUUAGGCUAUGUUCGCACAAGCAUAAUGCAGAAGAAUUUUUAAGUCCAUAAUACUGAUUAAAAGAUAAAAAAAAACAGAAGGAUGCGCUCCAUAGUGUAAUACCUUAAAGGAGAUGUCUGGUGAAAUAUAACGGAUCCCUUAUCCAAAGGAUAAGUUAUAGAUUUCGGUGGGGGGACCGAGCGCUGGGACCCCCGAGAUGUCCUGCAUGGGGCCCCGGCAGUCGUCUAGAAGGGGGGCGCGUUGUACCCUGCAUAGAGCACUAGCCAACAUGCCCCCACCAUGUACCCCAUAGAGAUACAUGGUGGGAGUGCGCCGGCCAUAGCUUCCUGUGGGGUAAUGGAUGUCAGCUUCCGGCAGAGGGGAUAAGUUAUAUUUCACCAGACUAUUAUUUUAAGACCAAUGGUAAUGCUAUAUGUGAACUGCGCUUACCACGGAUGGUUGUACUGAUAACCAAGUACAACAAUGGAUUUGCAUGUGUAGAAAAUGAAGGUCUCUGCAGCCACUCCACACCAAGAAACAGCAUAAGAACACGAUCCCUCCUCCAAA